This is a messenger RNA of Sorex araneus (European shrew), 969 nucleotides long. Its product is annotated as olfactory receptor 7G2-like. Gene Ontology annotation, molecular function: olfactory receptor activity; G protein-coupled receptor activity. Bases 1 to 969 code for a protein of 322 amino acids. NCBI's taxonomy places the organism in Eukaryota, Metazoa, Chordata, Mammalia, Eulipotyphla, Soricidae. Gene Ontology annotation, biological process: G protein-coupled receptor signaling pathway. The transcript has 2 exons. Gene Ontology annotation, cellular component: membrane. The record is from RefSeq and is a predicted model, not a curated record.
AUGCCUACUGCCAACAGAUUCACCAGCAGUCUUACACCCGGAAACCUCACAGAAGCUCCCAUCUUCCUCCUACUAGGACUGACAGAUGACCCAGAGCUACAGCCCGUUCUUUUCUGGCUCUUUCUGACCAUGUACCUGGUCACUAUCGUGGGCAAUCUGCUCAUCAUCCUGGCCGUGGUCUUGGAGCCCCACCUGCACACCCCCAUGUACUUCUUCCUCUCCCACCUCUCCUUCACUGACAUCUGCAUCAGCACCUGCACCAUCCCCAAGAUGCUGGAGAACAUUCGCACCCAGACACAGAGCAUCACUUAUGUCGGCUGCAUGGCCCAGACCUUCUUCGUCAUUGUCUUAACUGCUUUGGAAAACUAUAUCCUGGCUUCCAUGGCUUAUGAUCGCUACGUGGCCAUCUGCCACCCACUGAGGUACACAGUCAUCAUGAACCAGUCACUCUGCACGCUGCUCAUUGCUCUCUCGCUGUUGACAAGUGUUGCAGUCUCUGGGCUACACACGCUGAUGGUGCUGCGACUCUGCUUCCCUUCGAAAGUGCUGGUCCCCCACUUCUUCUGUGAACUCGCCCAGCUGCUCAAACUCUCAUGCUCCAAUGCCUUCAUUAAUGACCUGUUGAUCUAUCUGGUGGCUGCCGUAUUUGGAGGCAUCCCUGUCUCAGGUAUCAUUUUCUCCUACACUCAGAUCGUCUCCUCAGUUCUGAGGAUAUCCUCAGCGCAGGGGAAGCAGAAAGCUUUUUCCACCUGUGGCUCUCACUUGUCUGUGAUUUUCUUGUUCUAUGGGACGGCGUUUGGGGUGUACAUUAGUUCUGCUGUUGUAGAAUCUUCCAGAAAAUUUGCUGUUACUUCAGUGAUGUACAUUGUGGUGCCACAGCUGAUGAACCCCUUUAUCUACAGCCUGAGGAACAAGGACAUGAAGGGGGCCGUGAGGGGGCUCUUGAGCGGGAAACGGUCUAUUCUCUGA